GAAAAGCAAGUCCUUGACCUUGUGAAGCUUAUGGUCUCCUGGGUCUCCUGGAAGGAUGACCGGCAAUAAACACCUAAAGAAAUAACAACCUAGUUAAGUUUCAGGAAGAUGAAGGUCAGAGUUCAGUGGUAGAGAAUAACAACAGGAGAACUGAUGCCCUGGAUGAUUACUGUUUGUUGAAAAGGCAUUUAUUGUUCAUUUAGAAUGAGGUCUACUUGGCUCUUUAUACUAGCUGAAGUACUCUGAAAGAAAAAAGAAGUGAAAAUUCCUGUCCUAAGGGCAUAACAAACAUGAAGCAUCAGGCGUGAUCCAGUCUGCACACACACAGGCACACACAAGAUGGGAGAAUGUUUCCUGCACUAAAUGGCUUCUCUCAUGGGAAUGCCCUAUAGAGCAAAAGAAGCUUUGAGAUGUUUUGCAGAGAUGAGGGCUGUUAACGAAGAGGGUAUUUCAGUAUAAGAAAGGGAAAAGUGGGUACUGAAUGAGACUGAUGGUAGUUAAGUGACCUCAUUGAAGCUUAAAAGCAAGGAUGCAGAUAGAUUGCAAUGCAUGCCGGUGGAAGAGACAAAACUACUAAGAUGGUUGAAAUGAUCAAAAUAAGGAGAAUUAGAACCAAAGUUUUGCUUCAUCCCUGCAACCAGAAUAGUAGGACAAAAUUCAAAAAAACCUAGAGGCCCAAUGUGGAGUUUGACCCUGGACCUUUAAGGAAGAAAUGUAAAUGACCAAAGACUGACAAUGAAAACUAUAUGGAAUUUAUAACCAGGAUUCUGUACAUACAAAUCAAGUGAAAAAUUAGUGGUGAAAAUAAAGGCUACACAGAAGGACAACUUGUCUUCUGAAAUCAAGCAGAAAAAAAGAGGAAAGUUCAUCCGCUUGAUAAUGGAGGAGAACAAUGACUCCACCGAGAACCCCCAACAAGGCCAAGGGCGGAAUAAUGCCAUGAAGUGUGGGUGGCUGAGGAAGCAAGGAGGCUUUGUCAAGACUUGGCAUACUCGCUGGUUUGUACUCAAGGGAGAUCAGCUCUACUAUUUCAAAGAUGAAGAUGAAACAAAGCCCUUGGGUACUAUUUUUCUGCCUGGAAAUAAAGUCCUUGAACAUCCCUGCAAUGAAGAGAGCCCAGGAAAAUUCCUUUUUGAAGUAGUUCCAGGAGGCGAUCGAGAUCGGAUGACAGCAAACCAUGAGAGCUACCUCCUUAUGGCGAGCACCCAGAAUGAUAUGGAAGACUGGGUUAAGUCCAUCCGUAGAGUCAUAUGGGGACCUUUUGGUGGAGGCAUUUUUGGACAGAAACUUGAAGACACUGUCCGUUAUGAGAAGAGAUAUGGGAACCGUCUGGCUCCAAUGUUGGUGGAGCAGUGUGUGGACUUUAUCCGACAAAGGGGGCUGAAGGAAGAGGGUCUGUUCCGACUGCCAGGCCAGGCUAACCUCGUUAAGGAGCUCCAGGAUGCCUUUGACUGUGGAGAGAAGCCAUCAUUUGACAGCAACACAGAUGUACACACAGUGGCAUCACUUCUUAAACUGUAUCUCCGAGAACUUCCAGAACCAGUUAUUCCUUAUGCAAAGUAUGAAGAUUUUUUGUCCUGUGCCAAACUGCUCAGCAAGGAAGAGGAAGCUGGCAUUAAGGAAUUAGCAAAGCAGGUGAAGAGUUUGCCUGUGGUCAAUUACAACCUCCUGAAGUAUAUUUGCAGGUUCUUGGAUGAAGUGCAAUCCUAUUCUGGAGUUAACAAAAUGAGUGUGCAGAACUUGGCCACUGUCUUUGGCCCUAAUAUCCUGCGCCCUAAAGUGGAAGAUCCUUUGACCAUCAUGGAGGGCACGGUGGUGGUCCAGCAGUUGAUGUCAAUGAUGAUUAGCAAACAUGAUCGCCUCUUCCCCAAAGAUGCAGAACUGCAAAGCAAACCCCAAGAUGGCACGAGCAAUAACAACAAUGAAAUUCAGAAGAAAGCCACCAUGGGCCAGCUACAGAAUAAGGAGAACAAUAAUACCAAGGACAGUCCUGGUAGGCGGUGCUCUUGGGACAAGUCCGAGUCUCCCCAGAGAAGUGGUGUGGAUAAUGGAUCCCCCACAGCUCUACCAGGUAGUAAAACCAACAGCCCAAGGAACAGCGUUCACAAGCUGGACGUCUCUAGAAGCCCCCCUCUUAUGGUCAAAAAGAAUCCUGCCUUCAAUAAGGGCAGUGGGAUAGUCACCAAUGGGUCCUUCAGCAGCAGUAAUGCCGAAGGCCUGGAGAAAACCCAAACCACUCCCAAUGGGAGCUUACAGGCCAGAAGGACCUCUUCACUGAAGGGGUCUGGUACCAAAAUGGGCACCCACAGUGUACAGAAUGGAACGGUGAGAAUGGGCAUUUUGAACCCCGACAUGCUUGGGAACCCCGUGAACGGUCGCAGCAUGAGCUGGCUGCCCAAUGGCUACGUGACCCUGAGGGACAACAAGCAGAAAGAACAAGCAGGGGAGUCAGGCCAGCACAACAGACUCUCCACCUAUGAUAACGUCCAUCAGCAGUUCUCCAUGAUGAACCUUGAUGACAAGCAGAGUGUCGACAGCGCCACCUGGUCCACUUCCUCCUGUGAAAUCUCCCUCCCGGAGAAUUCCAACUCCUGUCGCUCUUCCACCACCACCUGCCCAGAGCAAGACUUUUACGGGAGUAAUUUUGAGGACCCUGUUUUGGAUGGGCCCCCACAGGAUGACCUCUCCCACCCUGGGGACUAUGAAAACAAAAGUGACCGGAGGAGUGUGGGAGGUCGAAGCAGUCGUGCCACCAGCAGCAGCGACAACAGUGAGACGUUUGUGGGCAACAACACCAGCAACCACAGUGCCCUGCACAGUUUAGUGUCCAGCCUGAAACAGGAGAUGACCAAACAGAAGAUAGAGUAUGAGUCCAGGAUAAAGAGCUUAGAACAGCGAAACUUGACUUUGGAAACAGAAAUGAUGAGCCUCCAUGAUGAACUGGAUCAAGAAAGGAAAAAGUUCACAAUGAUAGAAAUCAAAAUGCGAAAUGCAGAGCGAGCAAAAGAAGAUGCAGAGAAAAGAAACGACAUGCUUCAGAAAGAAAUGGAGCAGUUUUUUUCCACUUUUGGGGAGCUGACAGUGGAACCCAGGAGAACCGAGAGAGGAAACACGAUAUGGAUCCAGUGAGCCCACUUUUUCCCGCUGUCUCCAAUGGAUCUGGGAAGGGCUCUGCGGUUCUGGUGGGAACAUUCUACGGGAUCAGGUGGCUGGUUCCUUGCUGUACAGUGCUCUAACUGGUGAAGGAAUAUCAUUUACAGACAUUACCCAUCCAUAUCUGCAAUGUGUACCAAAGUUCUAUCAUGCCCCAUAAUGCUACUGUCAAGUGUUACAACUGGAUUUGUGUAUAGAGAGUAGUUUUUAAAAAGUAAACUAAAAAUGAGAAGCAUAUCUCAAGAAUUAUUUUAUUGCAAGUCUUGUAUUUAAAAUGUUAAAUCAAUAUGUCGUUGCAAUUUAGCUUGCUUUCAAGCUUCACCCCUUGCACUUAACAUAAGCUAUUUUUGGCAUUGUGUUCUCAUCAGCUUAUUUUAUAGAUCAAUAUUUUUAUUUCCCCUCUUGCUGAGGAAAUGAAGAUGAGCAGAUAUAUAAAUAUAUAUAAAUAUAUAUCAGAUGAGUUAUUAAAAUCAAAAGAAUACUUUGUGGCUGUGCUGUUUGUGCCAAUAGACCUCGCCAUGACCAAAAAGAGAAAUGUAAUGGUUUUAUAAAAUACAAUAGAAUCACCAGAAACCUUUGA
Molecule: messenger RNA, 3733 nt
Organism: Felis catus (domestic cat)
Lineage: Eukaryota; Metazoa; Chordata; Mammalia; Carnivora; Felidae
Gene: ARHGAP24
Product: Rho GTPase activating protein 24
Exons: 11
Coding region: 880-3129 (749 amino acids)
Biological process (GO): wound healing, spreading of epidermal cells; activation of GTPase activity; negative regulation of ruffle assembly
Cellular component (GO): focal adhesion
Molecular function (GO): GTPase activator activity
Source: RefSeq, a predicted model, not a curated record